This is a messenger RNA of Falco peregrinus (peregrine falcon), 3797 nucleotides long. RefSeq names its product protein Wnt-4-like. The transcript has 5 exons. Gene Ontology annotation, cellular component: extracellular region. Gene Ontology annotation, molecular function: cytokine activity; frizzled binding. Gene Ontology annotation, biological process: neuron differentiation; multicellular organism development; cell fate commitment. Lineage: Eukaryota; Metazoa; Chordata; Aves; Falconiformes; Falconidae. The record is from RefSeq and is a predicted model, not a curated record. The coding region runs from base 2478 to 3506 and encodes 342 amino acids.
GCCAGCCCCAUGGCCUCCGGCACUGGGGGGCUGAGCUCCUGCCCAGGGCCAGCUGUGCGCCGCUGCCAUGUGGCACCCAGAAAGAACUGGGAUCUGAAGAGGUACCAGUGCCUGUGGCAGGCAAAGGCACGUUUGCCACAGACCUCAGCGGGUGUUUGAGGCUGCAGGAGGCACGGUGCUGAGAAGGUGCAAGGGUUGAUUUAGUGAGAGGUGUGCACCCCAGUGCCGCCACGGGUAGCUGGGAAGGGCUCUGUCCUCCCCAGAACCCAGUGCAUGCUCUGUUCUUUCAAGUCCUAUUUCUGCUUUGCCAGUCCCAGCCACAGCUGGAAGAAGACACAGGUCAUGAGGGUACUCCUACUCCGGCCAUCGUCCUUCCCCAGGAGCUGCUGCCCCGUGCCUGCGGGCUCCCUCCUUCCCUGCAGUCCCCCACCGGCUCCUCUGGCUGCUGCUGCGGGUGUUUGACUUUCUCACUCCUGCCUCCUUGUUCUGCCAUCACUGUCUCCUCAUUCAGGGAGUGAUGCGCCAAGGGAUCUAUGUUCCUGCCCCUCAUAAAUCCUUGGAAGGUACAAAAGCACCCGACCCAUCGAUCUCACCCUGCUCCUUUUUAGUGCCUCUCUGUUUUUUAACCAGCCCCCCUUUCUCACUUCCUAGUUGCUGGGAUCUUUGUUCUUGCAGCCUUUUGUGUCUCUUCAGCUCCCAUCAAGGCUCUGGUACCGAUAAGGAUUGCGAAUAUACCGGGGAAUGUGUGUGUGUCCUUCUCCCUUUGCAAAAGGAGUCUUGGACACCCUCUGUGGGAACUUCCCCCUCCCCUGUGGCCCUCGCCCCCUGCACACAUGUGCACACAUCUGGCUGAGCUGGGUAGUCCUGGCUUUACCAUGUGUAUCAGAAGAGGAGGACACUGACAUUUCACCUAGCCCGCGAGCCCCGCAGCAUCCCUCACCCAGCCAGGGUCACUCACCUCACCGUGACUCGGUGCCUCAGCCCAUGAGUUCCAUCUCCCCCCGGGUGGGCUCAUACCUCCGCCCCUUGCUGUCCGCGAGGGGCUCAGCUGGUGGGGAAGAGCAGCGCAACCCCUGGCAUGUCCUCACCGCUGUGAGUCGACAGCAGGUAAGACCAGAUUACUGGGGUGUGUGUCGGAGGCUACACCCCGACGCUGCAGAUCCCAACACGCCUGCCACCCCGGAGCGCUGGCUCCAGAAAGCAGGAGCAAGGACCCGGCAGAGUGAGGGGCACUGGGAAGGCAAGGAGAGAGGUGGGAAGCGUUCUGCAGCAGGGGGGCUGCUCAGGGUGGAAGGGAUGGCUGAUGAAGCCCAGUGCUACUCAGACCCCUUUGUGCAGGGAGAUGUGGAAAAGCACAGGGAAGGGGUGAAUCCCCGUGCAGGGCCACACUGGGAGAACCACGGCCGGGUCGAGCAGCCAUGUUUCACUUUCUGCAUGAUUUGGGCAGGGAAAGCAGAAGCCCCGGGGCUGCAGGAGGAGUGUCACCUGCCAGGGUGGUGGGGACAGCUGGCACUUCCCAGGCUCACUUAGGGAAUGGCAGGCUUUUCCCCCAGGACGUUUCAGCUCCCUGGGCACAGAGCUGACAUUUCCCUGGACUCCCAGGGGCUCUUAGGAAAGGGCCACGCGCUGAGGCGGGCAGCCACCCCAGUGUGCCUACUUAGGAGAAGGGCAAGGGCUGUCCUUCUUGCCAUGGGGAAGAAAACGGGGGGCACAAAGGGGGACCUGCCAGGGAAAGAGUUAAGAGAGCCAGGGAGCAGCUGGGCUGUGUUUGUUUGCUGUAGCUAUGUGUGCUGCAGGGUAGAAAAGAAGAAUCUCCAGCCUGGAGGAGGCAGAUGAGGGAGGGUCCUCAAGGAUGGUGGCUGGGGAUGAGUGGGGCAGCAGGUCUUCCCCUCUCUGCUCCCACGAGCUGUCACUGCAGGGAAACCCUCUGGCUCCCCGAAAGGGCUGGGUGACGAAGUGGGGACGAGCUGGACUAGCAGCAGCUGCUUGGAGCUGCCAGGUUUGUCUGGCGUGGAGGUUCUGUUUGCUGCCGACCGGGUCUCGGGCUGCUUCCUGCUGAUGAAGUGACUUGACUGUGGAGGAAGACCACCAGAUCGUCUGCUGACAGGACAGCAGAGACCAGGGCUGUAAUGCUGACACUGUUCCCAGCCAUCUGAGCUGCCUCUGACGGGUGCCUACCCCAGAGCCCUAGCUCAGAGCUCUCCCACCACGCUGCCCGAGCUGUAGGUAGGGGACAGCACCGGCGUGGACGCCCACACAGGACCAUCCCAGCAGUUUUCUGUGGGCUACCGGGUCUCCAAUGCUGGCACACCAUGGCAGCCCAUGGUCAUUGCCCAGGGCAGAGGCUACCCAUGCUUUGCAGUGCUGGGCCAGAGCUGCUGUGAGAGAGACUCCCAGGCAGAGGCAGUGGGAGGUCCAGGAGGGGAUUCAGGCGGCUGCUGCACCGUGGCUGAAGGUGGAGUUUUGCCGGGGAGAGGAUGGAGAUGGUGAGGCUGUACGUGGUGCUGAUCCCCAUGCAACACGUCCUUGCCAUGACCUGGCUGUACCUGGCCGAGGACACUUCCCUGCAGGUGGCCCUCCAGGGCCCCGGGGGCUGUAAGGGUCUGACAGGGCUGGCAGAAGAGCAGGUCCGCAUUUGCCAGCGCCAGGUAGAAGCCAUGGAUGCGGUGAAGCAAGGAGCAGAGCUGGCUGUCAAGGAGUGCCAGCACCAGUUCUGCUCUCGCCGCUGGAACUGCUCCACUCUGCAGGGGCUGCAGGUCUUUGGCAAGGUCACCGUCCAAGGCACGCGGGAGUCUGCUUUCAUCCACGCCAUCUCCGCUGCCGGCAUUGCCUUUGCGGUGACUCGUGCCUGCAGCCGCGGGGAGCUGGAGAAGUGUGGCUGCGACCGCAAGAUCCGAGGAGUCAGCCCCGAAGGUUUCCAAUGGUCGGGCUGCUCUGAUAACCUGUCACACGGGGUUGCCUUCUCUCAAGCCUUUGCAGACAACCCCGAGAGGAGCCGCGGUGUCUCCUCCAGCCGGGCCAACGAGGCUGGGAGGAAGGCUCUCCUGGCCCACAUGAAGGUGGAGUGCAAGUGCCACGGCGUGUCAGGCUCCUGCGAGGUGCGCGCGUGCUGGAAGGUCAUGCCUCCCUUCCGCAAGGUGGGCAACGUCCUCAAGGAAAAGUUUGAGGGGGCCACAGAGGUUUACCCCAAGCGGGUUGGUUCCCGCAAGCUCCUGGUGCCCAUGAACUCUAGCUUCAAGCCAUACACGGCUCAUGACCUGAUCUACCUGCUCGCCAGCCCAGAUUUCUGCGACCGGGACCCCGGGCAUGGGGUCUUUGGCACCUCUGGCCGCCAGUGCAACCGGACAUCCCCAGCCAUGGAUGGCUGCGAGCUGCUGUGCAGCGGCAGGGGCUUCCGCACAGCCCAGGCGGAGGUGGUGGAGCGGUGCAGCUGCAAGUUUCACUGGUGCUGCUCUGUCAAGUGCAAACAGUGCCGGCACCUCGUGGAGGUGCAGAGCUGCCGCUGACAGGGAGCACGCCAGGGCGGCGGGGGCCAGGCCACAGGCAGAAGGCAGCUGGGGGAAGAGAGGCGGAGAAGCAGGGAAAGGUGUAGGGGAGACACAGCCCGAGGGGGAGCAGAGGAGCUGUGGGGUUUUCCUGCCCUGCUGGAUGGCUCCGGGGGUCCCCGCACAGCAGCCUCUCGCCAGCCUCACUGGGCUUUUUGUGGUUUGAAUUAUUUUUCCUGAUGGAGGGCUGGAGGACACAGGCCCAAUAAAUCCUUAAACUUUAGAAAUAAACCAGCUGCAGUGGAAAGCAAA